This is a messenger RNA of Saccharomycodes ludwigii, 1632 nucleotides long. RefSeq names its product Mic60p (gene MIC60). Gene Ontology annotation, cellular component: MICOS complex. Gene Ontology annotation, biological process: cristae formation. The record is from RefSeq and is a predicted model, not a curated record. NCBI's taxonomy places the organism in Eukaryota, Fungi, Ascomycota, Saccharomycetes, Saccharomycodales, Saccharomycodaceae. The coding region runs from base 1 to 1632 and encodes 543 amino acids. The transcript has a single exon.
AUGUUGAAACUAUCUAGAACUACAAUAAACGUAACUAAAAGAUUAUCUUCAACAAUAACAGCACCUAAAAACGUGGGUUCAAAACACCCAAUCAGUAAUUUCUUUAUUAAGCUAUCCCUAGCGACUGGUGCUUUUUAUGUGGGUGGUGUAGCCUUAUCAGAGUAUAACGACCAGUUUGGUUCUCUUUUUACCGAUAAUGUUCCAUUGGCUGAAGAAGCCUGUGAAUUAUAUGAAUCUUUUAGAGACGGAGAAUUAUUCAACGGUUCCGCAAAUGGUUCUGCAAUCCAUUCUACUGCAUAUGAGACUUUCGAGGACUUGAAAAAUAAGAUCGGCAAAUUAGGUUCAAAAGAAAUUCCUUCUGGAAGUGGUGUUAGCCCUCAACCACUUGUUGAUCAGAAUGAAUUGAGUGAAGUCAGUGCUGCUGCUGCUACUGUUCCGGCUAACAUCAUUCCCUUAAGUUUGAAACAAUUGGUUUCAAAUACUCCUGCCAAUAAUGAAGUUGUUGGUCAGUUGCUAAAAGUCACUAAUGAAACUAUCGAUGUCAUAAAUAGAGGAGGCUUCAAAUUACCAGAAAAAGAUGUGAAUGAGUUAAAUAAACAAUUAAAUAUAUUGAACGAUAUUGUUUCUAAAUCCAAUGUUCAAUUAAACAAAUUAGCUGACCAAUCCAUUAUCACUACUUCAAAUGUCCUACAACAAGAAUACAAUGAAAAAUUAGUUAAAGAACAAGCACUAUUAGAUCAAAAAUACUUGCACGAAUUUAACAAUUUUAAAGAAAAACUAGAGGCCAAAUUCCAAAAGCAAUUGAAAACUGAAUUAACAACAAAUGAAGAAAAUUUAAGUGCCAAGCAGGCUAACCAAGUUGCUUUGCUAUCCAUUAAACAAGUUGAACAAUUCAACAGGAUUUUAAAGGAAAAAUUAGAUCAAGAAAGGGAAGGCAGGUUGUCCAAAUUAGAGCAAUUGGAUGCAGCUGUGAGUACUUUAGACGGCACAAUCACAAAACUAGACAAAUAUGUUCUAACACGUGAAGCCGUUACCCAAUUGGUCACCCUUUGUUCUCAACUAAAGGACAAUUUGAUAUUAGGCUCAGGUGGCGAUGAUUUGGUUAAGCAUGUUGAGAAAAUCAAGCUAUUGGCUAGUGUUAUACCUUACGCUUCUAUGUGUGGUUGUAAGAACUGUAAGAAGUCAGGCUUUUGUUCUUGUGGUUGUUCUAGAAAGAAGAAGCUAAUGGAUUACGCCGCCAGUGAGUUAGAGACAGUUUUAACUUCUACUCCAGAUGUUCCAGUAUUAACUAACGAACAAUUGUAUAAUAGAUGGAAUUUAUUGUCUGACAAGUUAAAGGAAGCUUCUUUACUACCACCAAAUGCUGGUAUUUUGGGUCAUUUUGGUGCUAAGAUUUUUUCUAAAUUGUUAUUUGAUAAAACUGGUAUUUCCAAAGAUAAUGACAUGGAAAACGUCGUUGCCUGUGUUUCCGAAUACAUUAAAUUAGCCAAAUUGGAUUUAGCAGUUGAAGAGGUUGUCUCAUUAGAUGGAUGGGCACGUGUUUUGUGUAAUGAUUGGAUUAUUGAAGCUAGAAAAAAGUUGGAAGUCCAAACGUUAGUAGAUGUUAUUUACGGUGAAGCUAGAACAACUUGA